UUGUUUUCAUUUUUUUUCGCCACAUUUCCACAUCAUCGAACAACAACAGCAAUAUUUUAGUGCUCAUCGCAUUUAAUUCAGUUGAUUGUUUUUCAUUUCAUUUUUUCUCGCACUCAAAUCUUUCAAAUGUGUGUGAGAAAGAGAGAGAAGAAAACCCAUUGAGAAGAAGUGAAAAAAAAACACACAUAUUUUCUUCAAGUUGUUGAUGUUUUGUUUGCGUAUGGUGGGAAUUAGUGCGUUUUUAUUUUGUUGAUUCAAAAGAUGAAAAAUGCUCGUGUUAUUGUAUUUUCAACGAACGUGAAUUAUUAGUGAACAAUGCUAAGCAUCGCCAAGACUAGUGUUUCGUGUAUUUAUAUACCGAUGUUAAAUGUAAAAGAACAAACAUUUCAACAAAUCGCAUUUGACCAAAGAUAGAGCACAUACACGCACACAUCAUAGAUCCACACACACACACACACAAACACACAGACACAUUGAAUUUGCUGGGUUUCAGUCUAACUCGGUAAUUUCUUGGAUGUUUGCCUUCUCAUUUCAUACCGAUAUAUAUAUUUUGUUGUACAUACUAUAAUCCGUCAGUGAAAAGGAAAUCGAGACGAAAAAGAUAGUAAAGAAAACGACCGACACGAAAGAGAGAAAGACAUUAUGUUAACGUUUAGUGAAAGAAUUGUUGCUUUUAUUAUCGGUGUAUUAGUAGGUGCGUUAUUCGAUGUGUUUUUGAUUAUUUUGUUAAAACAAUGUUCUACUCGCUAUUCUAAACCGCAUGUUUUAAGCCACCGACAAGAAGAGGAGGCAAAAAAAAUAUUAUGAAUAAACAACACAUUGAUGAACAAUGAACUGAAGAUUUUUGUGAAUUGAUGACGAAAUUCGUUCGUUAUGUUUUUCCGUUGAAACAGAACAAAACCAAAUAAAAAUAAACGAAUAUAUAGUAGCGGCAACCGAAAAAAAAAUAAUGUUCUUAUGUAUACAGAAUGGAUGGCAGAAGUGAACCAAAUUAAAUAAAUGAAACAACCAAAAUAAUCGAGUGAAUGUACACAGAGGAAAUCUCGUGAGAUUGCAAUUACGACGAAAACGGCAAGAAAACGCAAAAAAUCAGCGCGUACUGAGAAAAAAGCUCAGCAUUUUUUGAUGAUUAUAAUUGGGUGAAAUAAACAACAGAAUUUCGAUUUUCAUUUUUUGAACAAGAUAAAGAGACACACACACACACAUAAAUAAUUUAAACAAUAACUCACAUCGACGACUCUUGAUAUAUAUAUAUUCCGCUGAUUCAAUCACAAAAUCGUAAUUUUUUUUUCUGCGAAAUUGACAUGCACAUACCAAUACAAAUGCGAACGGUUCAAAUAGAAUGUAAUACAGGAAGCUCUUGUUGAGCCCGCGAUGAGUGAACAUGUCUAGAAUAAUGUGCGAGAAACAUUGCUCCCGUUGAAAAUUGAAUACGAACGAACAAAAAAAAAUCAGCCAACAACAACAAUAGCAAAAGAAGAACGAAGAGCAGCGAGAACGCGAGCAACAGCAGUGCGGCGAAAAACACGAAGAGUGCAUGUGAAUAAUAAAUAUAUAUAUACAUAGAGUGAAGGAGCCAGCGUGUGUGAGUGAAGGAGACAGAAAACGAGAGAUACAAAUUAUAAUCGGACUCGCAAAGACACACAAAAAAAACAAGAAUUAAAAAAAACGUAGCAACAGAUCAACAGCCAAUGAAGUAUAUUGAAUCGAAUUAAACAAAAAGAAGAAUAAAAAACACUACGAAAAGGAAAAGAAACGUUUACAAAAAAAAUAUAUAUAUAUAGCAGAUUUGAAGCACUUUCAAUAUUUUAAUUUAUGCCGACGCGAAUUUUUACACACUAUCGAUGGUUGUGACAGUGCAAUUCACAUUUCGACUACUCUAGAGAGAAACAACAUAGCAAAAAAAAAGAUAUCUAUAUUUAUAUAUGAUUUAUAUAUUUGUAAAAACAACAACAACAACAACAAAGACAGCAGGAAUAGUAUGAUAGUGCAAAACCAAAAAUUGCAUGGCCAAACACAACACCACGAUUCAAAUUUGAACUAAGAAAAACACUUACGCAGAAAAACACAACGACUCAAUAAGACAAGUAGCCAACAUACAAUUUUAAUUUUGUUUUCUCUUGCACAUACACACACACACAAUUGAAGACAGUGAAAUAUUAAAAUUGCAUUAAACGCAAAAUUUGAGUCACGCUUACCUGAGAAUAGUAGCCAACGUAAUUGAAAUAGUUUCAACGAAUUUAAUUGCUGCGUUUUUCGACUGUAUGUCUAGUGAGAUAUUCUUCAAGUGGAACUUGGACCAAUUCGAUAGAUUAUCCGCGCGCCGUUCUUAAUAAAGGAAAAGUAGAGAGUAAGAGAGAAAAAGAAAACACAAACGAAACGUAACAAUGCCCGAACACAAUAUGGAUGCUGUAUCGAAGGAAUGGCUUCAAUCCGAAUUGAGAUCGCCUACGAAAUCGUUGAUUGUUUUAGAUUGUCGUAGUUCAAAUGAGUUCCAAGAAGGUCACAUACGAUCGGCCGUCAAUUUUUCCAUACCUAGUUUAAUUUUAAAACGUUUGGCAACUGGUAAAAUUGAUUUAACAUCAACGAUUAAAUGCCGUGAUCUAAAGCAACGCAUUCAAAGCGCAUACAGCGACAGUUUAUUUGUUCUAUACAACGAUGUUACGACAACCGCUACCAAAACGAGUACAUCGGACAAAGCAGCAACAGCAACGGCCAGCAUUGAUUCAAAUGCAAUUACAAAUUCCGUUGAAUCGAACGCAAACAGUAGUGAUGCGACUACAAUCAACGUGCUGCAUCGUCGACUCAAACAAGAUGGCUGCUCGGUUUAUUGGCUCAAAGACGGGUUUGCAAGUUUCCGCGAAACAUUUCCCGAGUGGUGUGAGGACGACAGUGUCUCAUCGACGGAAAGUGCAAAAAGUCAUGGUACCAAUCAUUCAGAACCAUUGAUGGGAUUGAGGUCUCUCCGAAUUUCAAUACCAUAUUCGGAUUCGGUGUGCAGCAGUUCGGCUGAAUCAUCGGAUUGUGAAGGUUCAACGUAUCCACAAUCAGAUGCACCCACUGAAAUAAUUCCAGGGCUAUUUUUAGGCAAUGCAUCGCACAGCGAAGACUUGAAAGCAUUACAAUGCUAUAACAUCAAAUAUAUUCUGAAUGUGACGCCCGAUCUUCCAAAUCAUUUUGAAAACACAACAGAAAUUAAAUAUUUACAAAUUCCAAUCACCGACCAUGGUUCACAGGAUUUAUCCAUGUAUUUUCCAACUGCCAUCAAAUUUAUUGAUGAAGCGCGAAGAAAUGAUUCGGCUGUGCUGGUGCAUUGUUUGGCUGGUGUAUCGCGUUCGGUAACCGUAACGCUGGCCUAUUUAAUGCAUUCACGUUUAUUGAAUUUCGAAGAGGCAUUUGCAUUGGUGCGUUUACGUAAGCCAGACAUAUCGCCAAAUUUCCAUUUUUUGCGUCAGCUCCAUGCAUUUGAGCGUCAAUUAAUGGAAGAGAAUCCAAGCCGAACACCACAAUCGGCACAAUCAACCGAUUCCGUGUAUUCAGAUUGUUGUGGAUGUUCAUUAUCAUCGCCGGGUCCAGUUGUGCCACCAUUCCAUCAUAAUCGUCCACAUCAGACGCUGCAACAGCAAUUAAUAUGCCAAAAACAUUACAACCAAAUCGGUGUGUCACCCGAUUCCGGUAUCGAAUUUGACCGCUGGACAUCGGCCGAUAGUACGCCAAAAUGAGAUAAACUUACAAAGCGUUUCGCUUUGCCAUCAAUCGAAGAUGCAUCAACCGUAACAGCGGCUGACAUCGAACAGCGAGACCCAAAGUAAAAAAUGUAGAAUUUUCUCAGUAAGUCAUGUCAAAAGAAAAGAAAAAAUCGACAUUGCGUGCUUACUUACAUUUUUUGAGGCCAAACUGGCAACGGUUGAAAUAAAUGUUUCGGAUUUCAAAGUGGAUUUUGUAAUUUCGUUUGGACACAUUUUUCAAAGAAAUUUGGCCAGAAUAAAUUAUUGGGUCAUCAAUCCCGUUUUGCAUGUGAAAUUUUUGAAAAAUCCAAUAUUUUUGCUCGAAUUUUUAAAUGAAUCAAUUUUGAAAGGUUUCGCUCCAACUUUGAUGGAAAUUUA
Contarinia nasturtii (swede midge) is the source of this 4106-nucleotide messenger RNA. RefSeq names its product dual specificity protein phosphatase Mpk3 (gene Mkp3). The transcript is spliced from 6 exons. The record is from RefSeq and is a predicted model, not a curated record. NCBI's taxonomy places the organism in Eukaryota, Metazoa, Arthropoda, Insecta, Diptera, Cecidomyiidae. Gene Ontology annotation, cellular component: cytosol; cytoplasm. The coding region runs from base 2388 to 3722 and encodes 444 amino acids. Gene Ontology annotation, biological process: negative regulation of MAPK cascade; protein dephosphorylation. Gene Ontology annotation, molecular function: MAP kinase tyrosine/serine/threonine phosphatase activity; protein tyrosine/threonine phosphatase activity.